Bubalus bubalis (water buffalo) is the source of this 2245-nucleotide messenger RNA. It is a transcript of the gene MAFF, whose product is annotated as MAF bZIP transcription factor F. Gene Ontology annotation, cellular component: nucleus. Gene Ontology annotation, molecular function: RNA polymerase II cis-regulatory region sequence-specific DNA binding; DNA-binding transcription factor activity, RNA polymerase II-specific. The transcript has 3 exons. NCBI's taxonomy places the organism in Eukaryota, Metazoa, Chordata, Mammalia, Artiodactyla, Bovidae. The record is from RefSeq and is a predicted model, not a curated record. Gene Ontology annotation, biological process: regulation of epidermal cell differentiation; regulation of transcription by RNA polymerase II. The coding region runs from base 371 to 889 and encodes 172 amino acids.
GCGGAGCCGGCCAGGGGCGGGUCUGGGGAGCCGGGAGGCCGCUCUGGGGCCGGGGGGCGGCCGGGGCGGUGACGUCACCGUAUGACUGGGUUUUUAUGAAUGAAAGGAAUCCUGUGAGUGAGUAAUUCCGGGAAGCUCGCCUUACAACUCGGCGCGGCCCCCAGCGCUGCCCGCCCCACAACAAAACUCGGCGCGUCGCUCCGGCGAUCCGGGCUCUGAGCGACCCGCGGUCGGGACCGGAGGGGGAGGCUGACCCAGGCGCGGGCCGAGGAGAGCAGCUCAGACGGCAGCGGGACCCCGUGCGUGCCAGGGACGCCAGGCGAAGCAGGACGAGAGGCGGGUCUUAGCCCAGAGGGUACCUUCUGCAAACAUGUCUGUGGAUCCCUUAUCCAGCAAAGCGCUGAAGAUCAAGCGUGAGCUGAGCGAAAACACGCCGCACCUGUCGGACGAAGCGCUGAUGGGGCUGUCUGUGCGCGAGCUGAACCGGCACCUGCGAGGGCUCUCGGCCGAGGAGGUGACGCGGCUCAAGCAGCGGCGCCGCACACUCAAGAACCGCGGCUACGCGGCCAGCUGCCGCGUGAAGCGCGUGUGCCAGAAGGAGGAGCUGCAGAAGCAGAAGUCGGAGCUGGAGCGCGAGGUGGACAAGCUGGCGCGCGAGAACGCCGCCAUGCGCUUGGAGCUCGACGCGCUGCGCGGCAAGUGCGAGGCGCUGCAGGGCUUCGCGCGUUCGGUGGCCGCCGCCCGCGGGCCCGCGGCGCUGGUGGCGCCGGCUAGCGUCAUCACUAUAGUCAAGUCGGCCCCGAGCCCCGGCCCGGGCCCCGCCCCUGGCCCGGGCCCUGCCUCCGGCCCGGGCCCCGCCCCCGGCCCCGCCCCCGCCGCCUGCUCCUAGUGCUCUCCGAGACCCGCUCGUUCCACCCACGCCCAUUCCCCAAACCACGCCCCUCCGACCCCAGCUGCCAUCCCUAAGUGCCUAAGCGCCGCCUCUGUCUCCAAGUGCCAUUUCUCUGCAGCCACCAGCUCUCCCCGUGGUGAACACACGUUCCCUCCCCAGAUCCUGUCUUCCUCGUGCGAUCUCUGAAACUGGGACCUAAUGGCCCCGGGGAGGGGCAACUUUGGUGAGAUAGGAAGUCGGGUGAGGUCGAGGUCUGGCGUUUCCUAAAAACGUCAGCCUUCUUAGUUUGGGAGGAUGGGAUACAAAGCUGAUUAGAGAAGGGCCAUAGAGGGGAAGAUGGCCACCCCUCAUUUUGUAACUGUUUGCUCAGAUCGUGCCAUCGGCCCGUCCCCACCCUCCACGAUACAAAACUAGACUUGACCCCGCAUGCCUCUGGUAGGAUUGUCCAGCUGGGAAGUUGAUGUUCCCGCCUCUGCUUUGGGCCUGGAUGCCUGGCCCUCCAGAGCUGGAAGACUCAUUAGAAAUCACCUAGUGAAGCCCAAUUCACAGAUGGGAAAACAGGCCUCCAGCGGACUUGACAAUGCCCAAGGCCACGUAUGCUUAGCGGUUAAGCUGGAACCGUGUCUUUCCACUGCUGCCCUGAGAUUCCAGCCGUGGUCAGGGGGACAGUGGUCGGGGCCUGAAAAGGUGAUGCAAGGGCCUCCGUGGUCUGGGAGGUAGCUCUCUGUGAGUCAGGUGAACAGAAGUAGAGGGAAAGAGUAGGUGAUACAGAUGGAAGAGAGGGAAGGAGCUGGCCUGACUCUGUCCUGGGCUCUCCCUGAACCCAGGGAGCUGGCCAAAGAGAAAGGGGACAAAGGAAGUGACCACAGAGGCAGGUGGGGAGAUGAGAAGACAGAUCCUACAGUUCUGAACCCUGGGAUAGGGGUCCUUAAAAAGGGAAGGGUCCGACCUGUCCAUCCUAUUGGGUGGGGGCGGGUCACUGCCAUUGACUGCUAUUCUCCUGGGAAGUCUGGCCCCAGCCCCUCCCCUUUCCCUGUUAGACAGCUGCCCCUUCCCGCUGUUUAUUUAUUGCACGAAUCUAAGUUAUUCUCCCCAGCCGGAGGCCUAGCGCCCACUGCCUGGGAAAUGUGGCGUGCAGUCCUGAGCUGGACUUUAUAUUUUAUAUCUGCAAAUAAAACACAUUUUAUCUUAUAUUUAGGGAAAGCCGGAUAGCAAAACAACCAAAAAAUGUGUUUUAAAAGAAAAGUGCCCGGCCCCCAGAAUUUAUUUAUUUUUCUGACUUACAGUAAGCGAGUUAUCCGCCUUCUGUAUUUUGUAGACUUCCUGAAUAAAGUCAAGUUCUCUUUUUCCACA